Molecule: messenger RNA, 5380 nt
Organism: Stegastes partitus (bicolor damselfish)
Lineage: Eukaryota; Metazoa; Chordata; Actinopteri; Pomacentridae
Gene: ptk7b
Product: protein tyrosine kinase 7b
Exons: 20
Coding region: 443-3688 (1081 amino acids)
Biological process (GO): synapse organization; homophilic cell-cell adhesion; protein phosphorylation
Cellular component (GO): plasma membrane; axon; neuronal cell body
Molecular function (GO): axon guidance receptor activity; protein kinase activity; ATP binding
Source: RefSeq, a predicted model, not a curated record
UGAGGCGGUCCGGCGGUCGGCGGCUGUGAGCGCAGGCAGACGGCGGCUUCUCUCUCUCCGGGCUUGUGAUGACCCGCUGCAGCCUGACUUCCCAGCACUCCUCUUCGUCCUGCGAGCCUCCUGAAAGUUCAAACUUCGCUCCAAACUUUCGGCGGGGCUCCUCCGCUCUGAGCUCAUUAACAAGGAGCCGCUCUGCCUGAGAACCGAAGCGUUACGACCCACAUGUUCCUGCCCCGCCGCCGGCUCUGUACAUCCAGGUGAGCGGGCUAGCUUUGUGUAGCUUCCCCCGGGGGAGCUGCUACCAGAGGCGGUGGUUUACCUGUACGCACACGGUGACGCACGGGGCUUUUCUUUUUUUCUUUUUCUUUUUCUUUUUUUUUUUGACGCUCCCAUUUUCGCGCUACGGUUCUCCGCCGUACCGGGGAGCAACAGGACGGUUCAUAUGGAGCUAACAGGAGGGAGCGAGUCCUGGCGGAGGGACGGCAGGAGAAACCCCACGGCGUCGGCGGCGAGGAGCAGGAGGAACCCCCCGGUGGAUGUGAUGUUCGCUGUUGGCUUCAUCUGCCUCCAAGUUCUGUCCAUCCAGGCUGCAGCCAUCCAGUUUACCAAGGAGCCCAAAUCUCAGGACGCCCUACACGGACGCAGCGCCAUGCUACGCUGUGAAGUUGGCGACCCGGCCGACAUCACGUACAGCUGGCUUCACAAUGGCCAGCGUCUGAUAAGCGAUGAGAGGCGCUUCCAGGAGGGCAGCAACCUGAAGUUCACUGCUGUUGAUCGGCAGCUGGACGCGGGGAGCUUUGAGUGCGUUGUGGAAAAUACUGCCACAGGAGAGCAUCUCCAGUCCACUAACGCCUCCUUCAAUAUCAAGUGGUUGGAAAGUGGCGGUGUGACUUUGAAGGAGCCCAUCUCGGAAGGGGAAAUCGAGAGUUCUUCGCCCGUCACGUUGCGCUGUCAUAUCGAUGGACACCCUCGCCCAACGUGCCAGUGGUUCAAGGAUGGAGUGAAGCUGACAGAGAAAAGCCAUCAGAUCAACAACAAGGAGAGGACGCUCACCUUCAAGAGCGCCAGUCCGGAUGACAAUGGCCUGUACUACUGCUGCGCCAAAAAUGCAGCCGGGCAUGUCUGCAGUAAUAGCAACUUCACUCUCAACAUUAUAGAUAAGAGUUUCCCGCGGCCGGUGGUCACUCCCGAGGACCAGGUGGUGUUGAGGAACGAGGAGGCUGUGUUCCACUGCCAGUUCACCGCCGAGCCAGCCCCCACAUUGGAGUGGUACCACGAAAAGGAGCCGCUGGCAAACAAGUCUCGAGUGUUCCUACUGUCCAAUGGGACGCUGCUGAUCACGCAGGUCAAGCCCAGGAACACCGGAGCCUACAAGUGUGUCGGCCGUGGCCUCAGAGGAUCCCAGGUUACACUGGAGGCUUCCCUCCUCAUAGCUGAGAUAGAAGACAUGGUGCCCAAGGCGUCAAAGGUGUUCACAGCGGACACCCUGCAGCGGGUAGCCUGUCGAGCUCCUCGCGGCAGACCAGAGCCGGAGGUGUGGUGGGAGAGAGAAGGUCAGAGGGUGCCCACGGAGGGCAGAGUAUACCAAGAGGAACUGGAUUUGGUCUUCAGUCCAACAGAGGAAGGAGAUUCAGGCAUCUACACCUGCGUGGCCCAGAACAAGGCGGGACGCAGAACGCAGGAGGUCACCUUCACCGUGGCCACUGCUCCAGUGUGGGUGACGAGACCUCAGGACAGCCAUUUAGAAGAGGGUAAACCAGGUUACCUCCACUGUCACGCUCAGGCCAACCCUCAACCCGAGGUCACCUGGCUCCGCAACAACAUCAUGAUCACACCUGAGGAUUCUCGUUUUAAGAUGUUCCCUAACGGCACCCUCAGGAUCAACAAUGUGGAGGUGUAUGAUGGACAGAUUUACGGCUGUGAAACCAAGACCGUGGGCGGCCGACUGUCUGGCCAAGCUCGAGUCAUUGUGCUCGAGAAGCUGAAAUUUACCCCGACUCCUCAGCCUUCCCAGUGCCUGGAGUUGGAUAACGAGAUCACCAUCCAGUGCUCCGCCACGGGCCGAGAGACCCCGACCAUCCGCUGGACCAAAGCAGACGGAGGAGAGGUGCCGCCCCACGUGGAACAGAGGAACGGCCAGCUCCAUUUCUCCAAAGUCACCCGCAGCGACGCCGGCAACUACACCUGCAUUGCUUCCAACAGCCUCCAGGGAGAGAUCCGAGCCCUGGUGACCCUCACCGUGGCCGUGUACAUUCACUUUAAGGUGGAACCAGACAAUACAACGGUGUACCAGGGACACACGGCCAUCCUCCACUGUCAGGCCACAGGUGACCCCGAGCCUCACAUCCACUGGAUGGUCAAGGACAAGGCGCUGGACAUCACUAAGAACAGGAGGUUCCAGAAAAUGCCCAAUGGCUCCUUGUUAAUUUCAGAUGUCACUACAGAUGACACAGGCAGAUACACAUGCGUGGCCGGAAACAGCUGCAGCAUCAAGUACCGUGUUGCUCAGCUGUAUGUAGUGGACAAACCCAUGGCUUUUCCUGAUGGAGAUGAAGACAAGGCUCCUUACAAGAUGAUCCAAACCAUCGGUCUGUCAGUGGGAGCAGCCGUGGCUUAUAUCAUUGUAGUGCUGGGACUCAUGUUCUACUGCAAAAAGAGACGCCACGCCAAAAGACUGCAGAAGGGCCAGGACGGAGAGGAGCCCGAGAUGGAGUGUCUUAAUGGUGGAGCUGUUCAACAAAAUGGCCACACCACAGCUGAGAUCCAGGAAGAGGUGGCACUGACCAACAUGGGAACCAUUGCAACAACUGAGAAACGCCACAGUCACGUCAAUGACAAGCUGCACUUUCCCCGAACAAACCUACAAACCAUCACUACUUUAGGCAAAGGGGAGUUCGGUGAGGUGCUGCUGUCUAAAGCUAAGGGUAUCGAGGAGGUCGAGGAGGAGACGGUGGUGCUGGUGAAGAGCCUGCAGACCAGAGACGAACAGCUCCAGCUCGACUUCCGCCGCGAGGCCGAAAUGUUCGCUAAGCUGAGCCACCCUAACGUGGUCCGCUUGUUGGGCCUCUGCAGGGAGGCAGAGCCGCACUACAUGAUCCUGGAGUACUAUGACCUGGGAGAUCUAAAGCAGUUCCUGAGAAUUUCCAAAAGCAAAGACGACAAAGUCAAGUCUCAGCCUAUCAGCACCAAGACCAAAGUUUCCAUCUGCACCCAGGUGGCUCACGGGAUGGAGCAUCUGUCUAAUCACCGCUUCGUCCACAAAGAUCUCGCCGCCCGAAACUGCCUGAUCAACAGUCAGAGGCGCGUCAAAGUGUCAUCACUCAGUCUCAGCAAGGACGUCUACAACAGUGAGUACUACCACUACAGGCAGGCAUGGAUCCCACUGCGCUGGCUCCCGACAGAGUCUGUGUUUGAGGACGACUUCUCCACUAAGUCUGACGUGUGGGCCUUUGGAGUGUUGAUGUGGGAAGUAUUCAGUCAUGGGGAAAUGCCAUAUAGCAAACUCAGCGAUGACGAGGUGCUCGAAGGUCUGCAGACGGGGAAACUGAAGCUACCCAUUCCAGAUGGAUGCCCCUCCAAAAUCUACAAGCUGAUGGUCCGCUGCUGGGCGCUAAGCCUCAAAGAGCGCCCAUCCUUCACCGACAUCGUCCACGCCCUGGGAGAGCUGCCGUCUGACAGCAAAGUCUGAGAUGAACGUUAGAGGGGAACUUUGACCAACCCUUCCCCUUUCCCCUAAAAUAAGACAGGAAUGCUGGAUAAAUAGUCUCACACAUUUCAGGGAAGAGGGUUGAGGAGAAACUUUUUCUUUUUUCUUUUUUUUUAUAUGCAUUUCAAAAAAUACGGAGUGUGGAUCAGACUUCUUUGCUACAUCAGUGGAAACGCACUCGUGUCCGUGUAAAUGGCUUCGUGUGAGCAGUGCCAGGAGUUUGCCUUAACCGCAGCAUGGACGACCCUCCCCUCCGCUCUGUGGUUCCACUGUGACCCUGCAGCCACUCCGACUCGGAGACACUUUGUUUCACGGAGCCUCACGACCUCAGUGCCUCUACCCCUCCACACACACACACACACCUAAACGUUCACCUGCUCUGUAGGGAUCCCAGACACAGUGCUUUCACUGGCUCUGAUCACUAGAAAUAACUGGUCUGAAGCUCAAACCCCUUUAAAUUUAGGUGGAAGUCCUCACAAAACCAGAGCGAAUUGAGACAGGAAAGAGGGAUUUAAUUGAGAACUGAAGCUUUUUAGAAAUCAACCACUUAGGGAGUUUGCUAAAUGAGACGUUUUAAUUGUUCUGCUUCAGCUUAGAAUUCAGUGAGCUGCAUCGUGGAUUUACUACCCCAACCCUUGAUUGGUUACUAUGCCCCCAGGGACCCACCAACAUCCCCCAAAGUGUGUGUUUCUGUAUGUGUGUGUGCACUGAACUGUUCUCAAAGAAGUGGAAUGAGGGUUUUGCAUGAAGGUUUGUCGUCUGUUACACCUGUGAUUUGCGACACGAGGAAACUUGUGGAAAAAGUAAUCCAUGUUACUGUAACACUUUCAGGAACAACAACAAAAGAUCAAGUUUUAUAGCCAAGGAAUAUAUUGAAUAGAUGAGAUUGUGCCAGUGUGGGGCUUUAUACAUUUUUACAAGUGUGUUUUGUUCUUGUAUUAACUUUGAGGUGCUUAUUUGUCACAACCCGUGGGUAAGGACGCCCAUUAUUCCACAUCAUUACGUCGUCUCAGUCGCAGGGAUGCAGCCUAUCAUCGUGAUCAACCUGCGACGUCAUAUUUCCAGAGGUCCAAUCCCAGUUUCUCUCCUGGUCCAGCUGUUUUGUGCAGUGCUGCAAAGUGGACCAGCACACCAGGCAAUGUGUACAUAAUGUAGAAGCCAUGCACUAACUUCACUUAAAAGAAUAUCCCUUUUUGUUUCUAUCAUGUUGUGUAGAAGGACAUGCAGGUGCCUGUUUAUUUAUGAUGAAGGUCCUGUCAUUUUUUUAACUAUGUUUAUAAUAGAAAGGUACUUCUGUGAGGUAGUUAUGCUAUGUAUUCAUUCUCAUGGUCCAUCUCGGUGUACGUUCAGUCAGCUGGAUACAAAGUACAAAGGAGGUCAAAAGAGUGACUGCAGGUCACCAGAACUCAUUUAAGUGCCUGGUAAAUGAAGGAUUAUCUUAACUAUUUCCCUCUUUUUACAUUGUCUAAUCAAAUGCAAUGGCCUUUUUGUUGAUGAAUCUGUUUUUAUACGUUGUUUUUAGUGUAAUGUUUUGUUUUUAUGAACGCUAGGCACUCACACCUAGACCUCUUUUUUUUUUUUUUUUAACUGCUUCAGCAAAUGUUCACAAUAAUCACAGAUAUAUAUACAAAAAUAUACAUGCUGCUGUCAAUAAAGGUUCACAGUGUUUUUACC